This is a messenger RNA of Uloborus diversus, 1578 nucleotides long. Its product is annotated as zinc transporter foi-like. The transcript has 9 exons. Gene Ontology annotation, molecular function: zinc ion transmembrane transporter activity. The record is from RefSeq and is a predicted model, not a curated record. Gene Ontology annotation, cellular component: membrane. NCBI's taxonomy places the organism in Eukaryota, Metazoa, Arthropoda, Arachnida, Araneae, Uloboridae. Gene Ontology annotation, biological process: intracellular zinc ion homeostasis; zinc ion import across plasma membrane. The coding region runs from base 1 to 1578 and encodes 525 amino acids.
AUGCGGCUCUGCCCCACCAUGUGUUUCUCCAGCUCCAUCAUCUGCCUGCUCAUCGUGACGAGCCGGGGCUCCGUUCUGCCGGAAUCCGGGCACAAGGACAGCCGGACAGAUUACGACAUAUCGACCAGGACUGGGAGGAAGUACGACUCUGGGACAAAAGGUAUAGAAGAACGGUUUCAUAAACCGCAUGAACACAACUACUUUGUUCUUCAUGAGUCAAAACCGUCUGCUGGUUAUCCAGAAGUGCCACAGCAAGGUACUAGUACCUCCAAACGAAGGACACGAUCUGCUGGAAACGAUUAUGUCCUCCCACAGCCAAAGCAUAAAGAAGUCACCACCACUCAUGUUCAGAGAAGAGAGAGCCACACAGAUCAUAAUUAUCCCGCAAAGCCGAAAGCUUUCACCUCAGACAAGGUCAAACAGAACCAUUCGCACAAGAGCCACCACCACAACGGCACCGACGACUCUGACGAGCACACGGACGACGAGAACCCCCAUGACGACCAAGUGGAAGACGACGACCAUCAUCAGCAUCACCAUGCAAGCGAGGACGAGCACGACCAUCAUCGGCACGGCGAGGAGGAGCGUCGCCAUGGCAACAUCAUCUCUUGCAGAGACAAAGCCGAUUCGUCGUCGGGGGACGGACAUGCAGACGAAGAUGAGUGGUUGUACGCCUCGCUGGCAGUGGUGGCCAUCAGCCUGUGUGGUCUGAUCAGUGUGGCCGUCAUCCCCAUCAUGCAGAAAUGGUUCUACCAAACCCUCCUGCAGUUCCUGGUCGGGCUGGCCGUGGGGAGCCUCUCGGGAGAUGGCCUCCUGCACCUCAUGCCGCACGCAAUAUUGGACGACGGGAAUAGCCAUGACCACAACGAUGGAGAGGAUCACCGCAACCACCGAGACAACCUCUCCAUGGAAACGAUCGCCAUCUGGCGCUGUUUGGCAGCUCUGGGCGGCAUCUUCCUCUUCUUCAUUGCGGAACGGCUGCUUGGCGCGCUCACUACGUACAGAAGACAAAAGAACGACGCCAAGUUGUCCAGGCAUCCGAAGAACAUGGUUUCGGUCAGGCAGAGAGAAGAAGACGCCAACAAUGGAAACGUUGGCGAAAAAUUAGCGCAACCGAAGAAAAAUUCAUAUGACCACAUUAGAGACAAAGACGAGAAGGAAACGAUACAAAUGUUACAAACUGAGGGCGCUUCUUCAGAGAUAUGCAGAGGAGGGUCGACGCAGUCGGUCCACGAGGUGGGUUUCCACGGAAGGUCGAGCUUCAGCCUCGAGCCGGAAGGUGGCGCUGUGUACCGCGGCCCCGAGUCCGACAGCUCUGUCAUCGUGUCCGAGCACCAUGGCCACGGGCACGGUCACAGUCACGAGGUGCCGCAGUCGGUGACCGCCGUGGCCUACAUGGUCAUCAUGGGGGAUGGCCUGCACAACUUCUGCGAUGGAUUGGCGAUCGGAGCUGCAUUUGCAUCUGGCAAUGCUGACGGACUCAGUACCACCUUAGCUGUGUUCUGCCAUGAACUUCCGCAUGAACUAGACCAAUAUGGACUUACGGAUGAUGAAUUUGACAAAGUUGACUGCAGAUGA